Messenger RNA from Populus nigra (black poplar), 1527 nucleotides. RefSeq names its product disease resistance protein RGA2-like. Gene Ontology annotation, molecular function: protein binding. The transcript has a single exon. The coding region runs from base 1 to 1527 and encodes 508 amino acids. The record is from RefSeq and is a predicted model, not a curated record. Lineage: Eukaryota; Viridiplantae; Streptophyta; Magnoliopsida; Malpighiales; Salicaceae.
AUGGGAAAAUAUGAAUUGGUGAAGAUGUGGAUGGCUCAAGGUUACCUCAAGGAGACUUCAGGUGGAGAUAUGGAGCUUGUAGGAGAGCAGUACUUUCAAGUCUUAGCAGCGCGCUCUUUCUUCCAAGAUUUUAAGAUGGACGAGUUUGAAGGAAUGAAAUUCAAGAUGCAUGAUAUAGUGCAUGAUUUUGCCCAAUAUAUGACAAAAAAUGAAUGUCUAACAGUGGAUGUCAAUGACCUUCGAGAAGCAACAGUGGGGACUUCAAUUGAAAGGGUUCGUCAUUUAAGCAUGAUGCUGUCUGAUGAGACCUCUUUUCCCGAGUCCAUUCACAAAGCGAAAGGUCUUCGCAGCCUCUUGAUCGACACUAGAGACCCUUCGCUUGGAGCUGCACUGCCUGAUUUGUUCAAGCGGUUGACAUGCAUCAAGUCAUUGAAUUUGUCAAGGUCUUCAAUCAAAGAAAUACCAAACGAGGUAGGGAAAUUGAUACGUUUGAGACACCUCAAUCUGUCAUGUGGAGAGUUGAAGUCCCUGCCAGAAACCAUUUGUGAUUUAUGCAAUCUGCAAUCCCUAGACGUUACUUGGUGUCGUUCUCUCAAGGAAUUGCCCAAGGCGAUUGGAAAACUUAUCAAAUUGAGGCAUCUCCAGAUUUAUGGUUCACGUGUGGCCUUCAUACCAAAGGGAAUAGAGAGGAUAACAUGUCUUCGAACAUUGGAUAAGUUUCCUGUGUGUGGUGAUGGUGAGAAUGAAAGUAAAGCAGCUAAUCUAAGAGGAUUAAAAAACUUAAAUCACAUUGGAGGGAGUCUUGAGAUACAGAAUCUAGGAGGAGGUAAAGAAGAUGCGAGGGACGCUGCAGAAGCACAACUCAAGAAUAAGAAGCGCCUGCUUCGUUUGCGAUUGGAUUUCUACUACAACCGGGAGAACAACAUUUUAAUUGAAGCUUUGCAGCCUCCGUCAGACUUGGAAAAUCUAACCAUACGGGGUUACGGAGGGUUGGAUUUGCCACAUUGGAUGAUGACAUUAACCAGAUUACAGGAGCUUGCACUCUUUAACUGUACAAACGUGGAGGUCUUCCCUCCGUUGGGAAGAUUGCCCAACCUUGAAAGACUAAAGUUGGGCUGGUUGAAGCUGACACGGUUGGGUGCUGGAUUUUUAGGUAUAGAAAAAGAUGAGAAUGCCAGCAUUAAUGAAGGAGAAAUUGCAAGGGUCACUGCUUUCCCCAAAUUAAAAAAACUUUGGAUUUUGAAUCUCGAAGAAGUAGAAGAGUGGGAUGGAAUUGAAAGGAGGAGGGUGGGAGAAGAAGAUGCCACCACAACUUCAAUAAUAUCCAUUAUGCCACAACUUCGAGAAUUGGAAAUUAUCAAGUGCCCUUUGUUGAGAGCUCUACCAGACUAUGUUUUGGCAGCGCCUCUACAGGAAUUGGACAUAGCUGGUUGCCCCAUUCUAAGGAAUCGUUACGGGAAGGGGGAGAUGGGUGAAGAUUGGCAAAAGAUUUCUCACAUCCCUAUGAUUUUUUUUAAUGAUAUAUAG